AUGGUGCAAGGGUUUGCCAGUAUCCAGGGGCAGUUUGCCUGGUAUGACAGACGCUUUGAGAGGAUGGAGAAGGAUAUCCACAACAUCAAUGCCUACUUGUAUUAUGAAGGCAAUGAUGAGGAGGAGGACAACAACGAUCUUUUCAAAUCUCAGCCGAUGAGGAUAAUCGGUGAAAUCAUCAUCGACGAAUUUCCCCCACUCCCUGUUGAGGAAUCUUUCCUCGACGGGUACGGGUAUAAUAGUAGUGAUGAUAGCGGAGGGGCUGGUGGUGGUGGUGGUGGUGGAGGUGGAGGUGGUAGUUACAGUGGUAGAGGCGGUGGUGGUGGUGCUGAUGGAGGUGGAUGUAGUGGUGGUGGCGAUGGAGGUGGUGGAGGUGGCGGUGGAGGUGUUGGAGGUAGUGGUGGAGGAAGUGAUGGAGUUGGUGGUUGUGGCUGUCACAUCCCAACCCCACCCUAG
Messenger RNA from Telopea speciosissima, 456 nucleotides. Its product is annotated as protein FAM98B-like. The coding region runs from base 1 to 456 and encodes 151 amino acids. The record is from RefSeq and is a predicted model, not a curated record. NCBI's taxonomy places the organism in Eukaryota, Viridiplantae, Streptophyta, Magnoliopsida, Proteales, Proteaceae. The transcript has 4 exons.